UAGUAUUCUUUCGAAUAUUCUGCAUAGAGUGCAUGUGAGUGAUAUAGGUCUAUAGUUUUUUGCAAUUGUUUUGUCACCUUUCUUAAAUAUAGGAAUAAUUAUGGAUUGUCGCCAUAUUUCUGGGAUUUCUCCAUCAUCAAGGAUUUGUCUAAAAAGUUCUGUUAAGAUUGGAGCAAGAGUUAAUGCACAGUUUUUUAGAAGUAUGUAUGGAAUAGAAUCUGGUGAGGUAGAAUUUUUAUUCGGAGCAUUUUUUAAAUUAAAAAAAAAAGAUAUUUAA
Messenger RNA from Meloidogyne enterolobii, 277 nucleotides. The record is from the annotation of a GenBank genome assembly. Lineage: Eukaryota; Metazoa; Nematoda; Chromadorea; Rhabditida; Meloidogynidae.